AGCGAGGGCCUGAGGUCGCGGAGCCGGGUCCCAAAGCAUGGCGGGGGCGGGGCCGGGGGAGGCGCGCGCAGAGCCGGCUGGGGGUCCCUAACCCCGGCCCUCUGAGCCGGGACCCACAGAGAUGUGACAAUGGAUCAUCAUGUUUCCACCAUCAAACCUCGAAGAAUCCAGAACCAAAAUGUCAUCCACCGCUUGGAGCGCCGGCGCAUCAGCUCGGGCAAGGCAGGCACCCACUGGCACCAGGUCCGAGUGUUCCACCAGAACGUCUUCCCCAACUUCACGGUGGUCAACGUGGAAAAGCCGCCUUGUUUCCUGCGAAAAUUCUCACCCGACGGGCGCUACUUCAUCGCUUUCUCUUCGGACCAGACGUCUCUCGAAAUCUACGAGUACCAGGGCUGCCAGGCGGCCGAGGACCUGCUGCAGGGCUACGAGGGGGAGAUCCUGUCCAAUGGCAACGACCAGCGGUCAGUCAACAUCCGCGGGCGGCUCUUUGAGCGGUUCUUUGUCCUGCUGCACAUCACCAACGUGGCGGCCAACGGGGAGCACCUGAACCGGGAGUGCAGCCUCUUCACCGACGACUGCCGCUGUGUCAUCGUGGGCUCCGCGGCCUACCUCCCGGACGAGCCCCACCCUCCUUUCUACGAGGUGUAUCGGAACAGCGAGUCCGUGACCCCCAACCCGCGGUCCCCUCUGGAGGACUACUCCCUCCACAUCAUCGACCUCCACACUGGCCGCCUGUGUGACACGCGCACCUUCAAGUGCGACAAAGUGGUCCUGUCUCACAACCAAGGGCUGUACUUGUACAAAAACAUCCUGGCCAUCCUGUCGGUGCAGCAGCAGACCAUCCACGUCUUCCAGGUGACCCCCGAGGGCACGUUCAUCGACGUGAGGACCAUCGGCCGCUUCUGCUAUGAGGACGACCUGCUCACGGUGUCCGCCGUGUUCCCGGAGGUUCAGCGGGACAGCCAGACAGGCAUGGCCAACCCUUUCCGGGACCCCUUCAUCAACUCGCUGAAGCACCGGCUGCUCGUCUACCUGUGGCGCCGGGCGGAGCAGGAUGGGAGCGCGAUGGCCAAGCGGCGCUUCUUCCAGUAUUUUGACCAACUGCGGCAGCUGCGCAUGUGGAAGAUGCAGCUUCUGGACGAGAACCAUCUGUUCAUCAAGUACACGAGCGAGGACGUGGUCACCCUGCGGGUCACAGACCCGUCACAGGCAUCUUUCUUCGUGGUGUACAACAUGGUGACAACAGAGGUGAUCGCGGUGUUUGAGAACACGUCCGAUGAGCUGCUGGAGCUCUUUGAGAACUUCUGUGACCUCUUCCGGAACGCCACCCUGCACAGCGAAGUCCAGUUUCCCUGCUCAGCUUCCAGCAACAAUUUUGCAAGGCAGAUCCAACGCCGGUUCAAAGACACUAUUGUAAACGCCAAGUAUGGAGGGCACACCGAGGCAGUCCGCCGGCUGCUGGGCCAGCUCCCCAUCAGUGCCCAGUCUUACAGCGGCAGCCCCUACCUCGACCUGUCGCUCUUCAGCUACGAUGACAAGUGGGUGUCAGUCAUGGAGCGGCCCAAGACGUGUGGCGAUCACCCGAUCAGGUUCUAUGCUCGGGACUCUGGUCUGCUCAAGUUUGAGAUCCAGGCAGGCUUACUGGGCCGCCCCAUCAACCACACAGUGCGCCGCCUUGUGGCCUUCACGUUCCACCCCUUUGAGCCCUUUGCUAUUUCCGUGCAGAGGACUAACGCCGAGUACGUCGUCAACUUCCACAUGCGGCACUGCUGCACGUAGGGCCUCCCGCAGCCAGGCUCUCUGGUCUUCCCAGACGUUCCCUCCCUGCCCGUGGGCGCAAGCACACGCUCCUGACCAGCAGCGCUGUGGGUUCCGGAUGGCCCGUGCACCUCCGACGGGGCGGGCUGAGAGGGCAGUGCGGGCGGCUCCGCCUGUCAGAAGUCUGUUGCGUCCAGAAAAAACUACUGAUUGUCUCAGAGCCCUCUUGCGUUUCCCUGUGGGAAUGUCCGGCACUAAUCAAGUUCAGUCAUUUUUGUUUUAAUUUGCAUUUCAUUGCUGUGACGAUGAGAGCAUUACCCCCUUCGUGCCCCUUCCUUGGCAUUAUGUGUGCAUUCGGUAGCAGGUAACUCACGUUGACUCACGAGAACUGUGUACACCCUUUCUACUUAGCCAGCAAGCAGGGCGAUCUUUAUAAGAAAACAGAAUAAAGCCUUGGUAUUUUCUUACGUAAAUA
Molecule: messenger RNA, 2236 nt
Organism: Eptesicus fuscus (big brown bat)
Lineage: Eukaryota; Metazoa; Chordata; Mammalia; Chiroptera; Vespertilionidae
Gene: DET1
Product: DET1 partner of COP1 E3 ubiquitin ligase
Exons: 5
Coding region: 130-1782 (550 amino acids)
Biological process (GO): protein ubiquitination; positive regulation of proteasomal ubiquitin-dependent protein catabolic process
Cellular component (GO): cullin-RING ubiquitin ligase complex; nucleus
Molecular function (GO): ubiquitin protein ligase binding; ubiquitin-like ligase-substrate adaptor activity
Source: RefSeq, a predicted model, not a curated record